Rhinocladiella mackenziei CBS 650.93 is the source of this 2511-nucleotide messenger RNA. RefSeq lists its product as uncharacterized. NCBI's taxonomy places the organism in Eukaryota, Fungi, Ascomycota, Eurotiomycetes, Chaetothyriales, Herpotrichiellaceae. Gene Ontology annotation, cellular component: nucleus. The record is from RefSeq and is a predicted model, not a curated record. The coding region runs from base 1 to 2511 and encodes 836 amino acids. The transcript has a single exon. Gene Ontology annotation, biological process: rRNA processing. Gene Ontology annotation, molecular function: ATP binding; nucleic acid binding.
AUGGAGCCCCCGGGGCGCCGGAAGGGGGGGCGAGGGCCAAUGAAGGACUUUCGAAGGCUGCGGACUCUCAAACGCAAGAGAGAAGCAGAAGACCUAGACCUUCUCUCACGAAGAGUCACCGACCUCGAUCCUAAAUCUUCAACCGUGCUAGAGAAUUUCACAGAUCUACCACUUUCCACAGCUACGCAGGAUGGACUCUCUGCUUGCCAUUUCAAGACUUUGACAACCAUACAAAGCAGGACUAUACCUUUGGCAUUGAAGGAAUUUGACAUCCUCGGAGCAGCGAAGACCGGCUCAGGAAAAACACUCGCAUUCCUUGUGCCAGUCUUGGAGAAUCUACGCCGCAAGAGAUGGACCGAAUUCGAUGGCCUGGGCGCUCUCAUCCUCUCCCCCACUCGAGAACUGGCAAUUCAGACCUUCGAAGUCCUUCGCAAAGUCGGUCGAAAUCACACUUUCUCCGCUGGAUUGGUCAUUGGAGGGAAGAGCUUGCGGGAGGAACGUGAGCGACUUGGACGGAUGAACAUUUUAGUCGCUACGCCAGGGAGAAUGCUACAGCAUAUGGAUCAAACGGCCAACCUAGACAUUGGAAAUCUGCAAAUGCUGGUGUUAGACGAGGCUGACCGAAUCAUGGACAUGGGGUUCCGACAGACCAUCGAUGCGCUCAUUGAACACCUUCCCCCGGAGAGGCAAACGCUGAUGUUCAGCGCCACUCAAACCAAAAAGGUGUCUGACCUAGCUAGGCUUAGUCUGAAAGAACCAGAAUUCGUGUCCGUUCAUGAAGCAGCAGACAGCGCAACACCAUCGACACUGCAGCAAAAUUAUGUCGUUACUCCCUUGCCCGAAAAACUAGAUACAUUAUGGUCCUUCAUCCGGGCCAACGUAAAGAAGAAGAUUUUGGUAUUCUUGAGCAGUGGCAAGCAAGUCCGCUUCGUCUACGAAGCAUUCCGUCAUCUCCAACCUGGUAUUCCAUUACUGCACCUGCACGGCCGGCAAAAACAAACCGCACGCCUAGAUAUUACAACAAAGUUUUCCAAUAGCAAAUAUGCUUGCCUAUUCUCCACGGACGUCGCAGCAAGAGGCCUGGAUUUUCCUUCUGUCGACUGGGUUGUCCAAGUCGACUGUCCCGAAGAUCCUGACACGUACAUCCAUCGAGUCGGCCGCACAGCACGAUUCGAGCACGACGGUCGAGCCGUACUGUUCCUGGAUCCGAGCGAAGAAGAAGGCCUGCUCAAAUCCCUAGAGAAGAAAAAGGUUAACCUGGAGAAAAUCAACGUCCGUCAAAAGAAGAUGCAACUAACCAUCCGCAACCAGCUUCAGAACUUGUGCUUCAAAGAUCCAGAAUUGAAAUAUCUAGGACAAAAGGCGUUCGUCAGCUACGUCCGCAGCGUACACAUUCAGAAGGACAAAGAGAUUUUCAAUUUGAAGAAAUUAGACCUUGAAGCCUUUGCAGCAAGUCUGGGACUUCCAGGAGCACCACGAGUCAAGUUCGUUAAGGGCGAGGACGCAAAGGCAAGGAAGAAUGCGCCGAGACAACUCCUCGCUACGCUGGAGAGUGAUGGCAGUGACGCCGAUGGAGAGAAGCCAAAAGAAAAACAGAAACAGAGAAAUGGCGGAGUCCGAACAAGAUAUGAUCGCAUGUUUGAGAGGCGCAAUCAAGACGUCCUGGCAGACCAUUACACAAAACUAAUCGAAGAUGACGACGAUGACGACGAGACCGAAGGAGAGAGCAAAGCAGCACCGGACGCAGACGACGAAGAAACCAACUUUCUUUCGGUAAAACGACGCUUUGAGGCCGGCGACUCGGCCCUCUCCCGCUCUUCUUCUCCCUGCCCUUCUCGUUCCUCCAGAGAUCCCGGACCAGACCUUGCGCACCGCGAAAUAAAAACGCUCCGGCUCUCCAACAACCCUACCACUGUUCCCUUGACCGUCGACUCGCACCGACGCGAAAAACUCCUCAAAUCAAAAAAGAAACUUCUCAAAUACAAAGGUCGCGGGGCCCACCUCACCUUCGAUUCGGACAGCGACACGCCCCGCGACCGUCAAGCAUAUCGGGACGAAAACACAUUCACGGCCAGUGGGAAGGAAGGUGCUGAAGAGGAGAGGCGCGCAUUUCUGCGAAGAGAAACAGAGCGGGCGAAGGUCAUGGAUGAAGAAGACAAAAUCCUCGCGAAGCAGAAGAGGAAGGAGAAGAAAGAAAGGAGGAAAGAACGUGAACGGGAGAGGCAGCGGUGGGAAGAUGACGAGGAUGGGGACGAUGACGUCGGUGUGCAGCUCGUGCCAUACUCCAUGGACGAGGACGACGCGCGAGACAGGGAGAGAGAAGAACCAGACCGCCAAGGCAAUUCGCGGCCGAAGAAAUGGUUCCAAUACGAUUCAUCCGACAACAACGACGACCGACAAGGACGCCUAAGUAAGAAACAGAAGAAGAAACACCAUGUGGACGAACAAUCGCAGCCGCGGACACUCGAGGAUCUUGAGGCCUUAGCAUCUGGCUUACUCGCGACGGGUUGA